UUUAUCUUUUCAAGGAGAGACUAGAUUAGCAUUUGUUUGAUUUAAUAAGAUAUUUAUGCCGCAAAACAUUUACACAUCGUGUGUGUGUGUGUGUCACUCACGGAUUGUGGGUUCGAUUGGAAUGAGGUCGCCGUGAACAAACAGCGUGUGCGAAGUCACGAAGAUGCCGUAAUGUUAUGAGAACGCCAAAUGACAGAUAUACCUGACUGAAGCAAUAUCCCAGAAAAUCAACAAAACACUGCACUGUUAAAUCAGCAAUGUAGUAGGUCUCGCCCAAAUUGUAACACACUCAGCUGGAUUUCACAAUGUCAAAACAAAUCCUUAGUCCUUUCGAAGAUUUACGAUAUUGUCCUAUUUGUAAGCAGGAAUUCGUCGAACCCAGACUGAUUCCAUGCGGUCACUCGUUUUGUCUAAGGUGUAUUAAACCUCUGCAAAACAGACAUGUACACAACCAACGUAUUCUGAUCUGUCCAGAGUGUUCAAAAGUGUGUACCAUCCCCAAGGCUGGUGUUGAUGAUUUCCCACACGUCUAUGCUGUGAAGCAGUUGAAAACGGCAUUUGAGGAAGUCAACCAUAUACUGAAGCACAUCCAGUGUGGCGUCUGCGAGAAGAGGGUUGAUCAGCCGAUCUGCUGCCAAAAGUGUGUGGAAUACUUCUGCGACCACUGUGCCAGUCUACACCGGUCUCUCUUUCCAGAUCAUGUCCUAGAGUCUACUGCCGAAAACCCGUCUGUAACGAAAUGCACCAGCCACUUUAACCAGCUUAUGACUCAUUACUGUACGCGUUGUCUGGAGGCUGUCUGCCCGCUGUGUGCAACCAGAAACCAUGCCAACAAAGAAAGCCACUCUGUAAUGCCGCUGGAGGAAGCUAAGAGUCAUUUUGUUACACUGACAGAUAGGAAGAUUCGGAAAUUUGAAGAAUCUCGUGAACGCAUCAUGGUGGCUUUAGAUGCUACUGAGCAAGACCUUCGAAACGAAGAACAUAAGUACUGCCUGGAGAAACGAAAGAUCGAAGAGGCGGCUGAAAGAUCUCGAAGUUUGGUGUCGGAGGAAGAAGAACUACUGCUCUCGGAUUUAAAAUAUCGAUAUGACCAUAACACUAAAUGUUUCGAGAAUGAACAACAUAAUAAGCAGUCCACGCUUCAAGCUAUGGAUGAUUCAAUCAGUUCAGCGAAAGAGUCGCUUUCAUCUCUCAAAAACGAUAGCCUGCUGAAACCCGGAACGGGAGCAAUAAAAACAGCACUGACGGUGUUGGAUAUGGUUUCUGCAGAUGCUGUAACUGCUGCUUUGGAUCUGGAAUUGAAGGAAUAUUUCUUCCAGCCGUCAGGACUUCAACGGUUUGUUGGCAUCAUUGAUCCCGAAUUACCCACACCUGACAACAGAAUAGACCAGCUUAAGUCACUGCCAUUUGCAGACGAAAUAGCAGAAAACGAAGACGAAAUUUCAGGAGGCAGCCACUCAUCGCAGACAAGAAUAAAAGAAAUAUUCAAGUGCACACCACAACUGGUUGACGAGCAUCUUGUAACCAGUGCUGUGGACGGAACCAUUAUAUCGAUGAUUGGAAUUGGACUGGCCACAGAUGGCGCCGUCUUGUGCGCAUUCAACGUCCCGGGCUUGAGUCAAGUGAUCAUCAGCCAAUCGUCUGAAUUACAGCAUGUUAUUUACCACAGGCGGAAGGGCAUUUCUGCAUUUGCGGUAUCGGCCAGUGGGAAAUGUGGGGUUGCUCUGAAGGAAGAUGACAAUCUCUACCUUCUGUCACCUGACGACCUCCAUGAUGAGAGAGAGGCCACCUGUCAGACACACAAACACAGCUAUGGCAAGUCCAAGCCAAGCAUUCAGGCUAUAGCUUUCAACAGAGAGGAGCAGAUCAUUAUUUCGGAUGGGGAAAAGAACACAAUAACUGGAUUUGAUGCUCAGUGGCGUCGUCCUUUCAACAUAAGCGGGAAUGCGAAGGGAGAAUUCUGCAAUGCAGCGUCCGUUACUGUCGGGUCUGCAGGGGAAAUCAUUAUCUUCGACAACAUGAAAAAGAACCUCGUCAUUUUCAACAAAGAUACGAGAUACAGAAAAUCCAUCAGCUUGGAUAAGUUGUCAAAUUCCUGUACCAUUGCCUCCCAUUUCAGCGGUGUUGUUUUUGUGGCAGACCGCAAGACGAGCUGCGUCUACAAAGUAGAUAUAGAUCAUGGUAAUAUAGAUGAGGUAUUAAAUGCUGAGUCUGGUAUUGAAUCGCCAUCUUGUAUUGCGGUGAGGGGGGAGCUGAUGGCCAUUUCCAACAAGGAAUCCUUCAGCAAUGCCAAGAUUAAACUGUACCGGAUUACCUAGGUGUAGAGUGCUAUGAGAUGCCAUUGAGCAAACCUAGAAGAAAAAACCUUUAACAUUUUCAUACUUGUAUUUCUUCAAAAGUCCGAGUCGAAAUGACGGUUUGAUAAUAUUCAUUAACUGAACUGAAGGUGUUCGUGUAACGCCAUAUGCCCGUGUUACUCAGCGUGAAGCGUCAAAUGUAACGUAAUUCAAAACUGUCAAAAAGGAUUCUGUGUAAAUUCAUAAAAUGGACAGAACUGAUGACAUAUUCAUUCAAAAAACGUGUAGUAAACUAAACUCCAGGAUUUCGUCAUUGUGUUCUUCAUUUAGAACAAAGAAUGUUCAUUCAAUAACCUUAAACAGUUUGGCAUUAUGGAGGGAAAAAAGAGACGGAAAACCCCCCAGAACAAACAAUACUAACAUAAUGCAACAGACAUAAACGUACCCGUCUACUACUUUCAAGUACAUGAGAACUAAAUAUAUCUUAAUUAUUAAUGCGAGGCACCCGCAAUAUCAUGACAAGGUCAAGUUACUUCUGUUUGCCAUGGCUAUAAAAUAACUGACGAUAAGUUAUAAAACAAGCUGGCAGUUUGAAGACUGUAGGCCUAUUAUAUACAGUGCGGAGACAAGUUUAUAUACUAUGGUAAUAAGCAUUCAACCAGUCAAAAUGUUAUGGAGUUAUUUUCAACAGGCAUUCUCGGAAAUCCGCUGUUGUUGGAAUAAAGUCGUGAUCUUGUGAAUAUUGUCUUUCCCGAGUACAUACAGCCUAGCAUAACUCACACCUUGGAAUAUCUUUGGCGCAGAUAUGAAAGAUUAAAAACUACCUGGAAAUGAACCAAACGAACAAUUAACUUGUUUUAAAACUUACAAAACUUGAAUAGAGUUAAAGUUUGUUUUGUUUAACGAAAUAGAGAAUAGAGAUGCAUGAUGUUAAUAUAUUGCUUUGUAUAUAUGUAUAUAUAUAUAUAGUCAAACAUGGGACUUGACAAAAGUGGCAGUUAUAGACAGGUGACCCUUAUAUACAGGUUCAAAAUUAGAACCCAUAUAUUAAAACAUAUCAUAAGUGUCAUAAAAAAGAAGUCAUACAUGUGUUAUAAAUAAGAUUUUUUUUAUUACAUGAGACUGUCCAUGUCAGAAAAUAUUUUGUUUAAUUGCAGGUUAUUACCCAUGUGGCAUGUUUAACUCAUUUGUUUGUUUCAUAUCACCGCUAAUCCUUCAGUGGAGUAUGACCGUUGAUUACAGCUGAAUAAGAUCAUGAGUCAUUAAAUAAUCCGAACACCUUUAAUGACCGCCGCUUUCAGCAAUUCAUGUUUAUUUACGUAUCAGACACCUACCGUAACACCUCAUUUGUUUGGUGUCUCGAGAAUCGAGAGUGACCAGACAUACAGAUCACAUUAUGUACAGCCAAUGGGACGUCGUCUACUGUUCAGUGAGGAUGCUGAGAACCAAUUGAAUUACACCACCAGUAACUGCGUGCCACGGAAGUUAUUGAGUGUACGUUUGUUUUUCAAUUACGAUCAGAGAAUUACAAUGGAACUUUACUUUGACGGAAAAUAAACCCAAAGCUACAGACAUGGCCAUAUAAACACAUUUAAUUUAUAGUUUUUAAGAUGAUUGAAAAAGUAAAGACAUAACCAGGAUAAAAAAAAAAAAAAAAAAAAAAAAAAAAAAAAAGGGCUUCACGACGAUCAUCUUUUGACCGUUAUAACAGGUUCAACCUGUGAUUUUGGGUGAAAAAUAGUGACCGCUGGCCGAUAUGGACAGGUGACCGUUAUGUACAGGUCAAAUAAGGAAGGAAAUAAAUUGGGAGAGAUUUAUAGUGGCCGUUAUAGGCAGGUGACCGUUAUGUACAGGUGACCGUUAGACUAGGUGUAUACAUGUAUAGUGUGUGUGUGUGUGUGUGUGUGUGUGUGUGUGUGUGUGUGUACACACAUGGUAUGAUAUAUAAGUAUAAUAUAUGUAAAAUAUUUUACUAUUGAUGUACAUUAUGUGAGUGUGUACACAUGUGAUUGUAUAUAACUAUAUAACUAUAUACAUGUAAAACAUUUUGCUAUUGAUGUACAUGUUACUUUAAGUAUUCGUAUAUAUACAUAAUUGUAAGUCAGUGAGCUCGGGACUCCUCAAUCCCGACCCUGUCAAAACUUUCUGGGGACAAUAAUUUUUUACUUUUUUUUAGUUAUUUGUAGACUUCAUGUCCCCAUGUAAACUUCACAAACUUUAGCUUCUCUCUGUUAUAACCUUACCCUGACGUGUUGCAGGUUUGUAGAUUAAGUAAAUUUAGUGUCCAAUUUCACGGGCUGAAGCUAGGGUCUGCUUCUUUAAAAAUAAUUUGCAAUGCAUAGUCUUCCAACACCUAGUCACUUUCAGAUUUUGGAGCCCCAUCCCUCCACAGUCUUGACGCUUAUGGAGUAGGCAAUACCCGAAAAGUAACCACCAGCCUCGGUGCUGUCGUGGUUAAGCUAUCGGACAUUAGGCUGGUAGGUACAGGGUUCGCAGCCCGGUGUAACAACCCAAAAUAUACCGUCGCCAAGUGGGCUAGCCUGUUUUAUACCCCUAACCUUAACCUUAACCCUAACCCUAACCCUCAUUUUUUUUUUAUUACUAACCUGUAUACAAAAUAAAUAAAUAAAUAAUAAUAAUAAUGAUGAACGCUUUGAAAGAAAAGCAACUAUUGCUUUCAUAAAAAUGAAACUAUCACAGAUUAGUCAUUAGUCGUACAGGCUCCCACCAAGAGCGGGUAGGUGUAAGACUACUACACCCUCUUCUCUCUUACUAACCGAGAUAGAUGAGAUGAGUGGCCAGGACAGCGUGCUUGAACCUUAAUUGGAUAUAAGCACGCAAAUAAGUUGAAAUAAAAUGAAAGGUAGGCCUAACCUACGAAUAUUUUGACUAAGUAAUUGGCACACUGCCUCGACUCAAAACGAGAGACGCAGACCGAGCUAAACAAAACACUGGCACACGCGUACCCGUUAAUUAAGAUUUAACACCGUGAUUGCAUCAUUCUCGUUGGCAGGCAGUCAGUUGCCGGGAUGGCCCGGUACUACAGAUUAUAAUGAACAUCAGCUUCUCGAUAUUGAUCAGACUGUGUACCAGCGCCUUCAGACCCACGGUUCGGUUCAUUGUCGACAUACACGACGAGACUCAUCCUGCAAUGGAAUCUUUAACGGCUGGAUGACAAAUCUCGAGCUAUCGCUGAUCAAUAAAAUUGUAAUUUUCCCCCUAUUCAAAUGACAGCCGACGUUUUUCUUAUUGCUUCUGUCAAACGGUGAAAUGCUUCUCUCUCUCUCUCUCUCUCUCUCUCUCUCUCUCUCUCUCUCUCUCUCUCUCUCUCUCUCUCUCUCUCUCUCUCUCUCUCUCUCUCUCUCUCUCUCUCUCUCCCCCCCCCCCCCCGAGUCGGUGUGAGCAUAUUUACGGUCCAAGGGGAAUAACUCGUUCAAACGCAAUCCAUGACAGUUUCAAUUUCUUGUGAAUUAAUGAAAAGCAACUACGAAUAAAACAGCGACUAAUC
Gigantopelta aegis is the source of this 5805-nucleotide messenger RNA. Its product is annotated as tripartite motif-containing protein 2-like. Gene Ontology annotation, molecular function: ubiquitin-protein transferase activity; zinc ion binding. Gene Ontology annotation, cellular component: chromatin; nucleoplasm. Gene Ontology annotation, biological process: positive regulation of DNA-templated transcription. The record is from RefSeq and is a predicted model, not a curated record. NCBI's taxonomy places the organism in Eukaryota, Metazoa, Mollusca, Gastropoda, Neomphalida, Peltospiridae. Bases 306 to 2318 code for a protein of 670 amino acids. The transcript is spliced from 2 exons.